AUGGACAAAGAAAAUGGAUCAGAUAAUAUGGCUGAUAGCAUGGCGUGUGAGCAAAGUAAUAACAGUGCACUUCAAGGUUGUCCACUGGACGUAUUUACACCUGAUGUGUUGAUAAAUAGACUGAAGGCAAUGGAUGAUUGUACUGAUGAGAUUACACGAAUUAUUAAUGCUACAUACAUCAGUCAUGCAAAGAUCAAGAAGUUGUGCAGAAUAGUAAAUUCAGUCUCUAAUUAUAGUACAAGCUCAAUAAUUGAGAUGACGAAAGAUAAGAACAGAGCUACAAGAUAUGUAUCAACAUAUCUGAUGCUUAUUAGAAUACACCGGCUGAUUGUGGAAGGCAAGUGUUUUGGGAUUGUUGAGGAAAUGUACGACGAAGUGUUUUUAGUGCGAUUCAGGGAUGUUGAUCCGAACAUAAGGACGCUGUGUGUUGAGUGGAUGUAUGAGUGGGUUUUGAGUGCACCGAGUGUUUUUGCAUCUGCACAUUACCUGAAGUAUCUCGGAUGGGCACUCAGCGAUAAGAACGAUAUGGUGCGUAGGAGAGGAGUAAGGCUAAUAACUAAGCUUGUUGAGAAGAAUAUAGAUGUGUGCCAGCUUGUGUCAAGAUUCAAGGAUAGGAUUGUAGAGAUUGCAUUGGAUGACAAGAAUCCUGGAUUGAAGAACGAUGGAAGGAUGUUAUGCAUGAUUCUUUAUGUGCAUGGAAUGCUUUUGAAGACAGAUAUGCUUCGGAUUUUGGCAGUUGUUGAUGAAUGCAAUGAAGGUGAAGUAUUGAAGAAGGUGAUAACAAAGAUAAUGAAUGAGGAGACAUCUGAGAUAAUAAAAGAGUGUCAACUCUCUAAUUACAAAGGAGUGCAUGAACUCUUAUGCAAUGCAUCGAUAUUUGUAUGUUCAUGCAUUGCACACACGCCGGAGGAUGUGGAUAUUUUUAGCAGCUUUGUACUGGACUUUCUACGACGAAGAAGCGUGUGCUGUGAAUCACGUGUAUUGUGCUACUUGAAGAUGUUAAAAGUGCUUUCUAAUGAAGUUACUGAUGUUGAGAAGCAUUGUGAGAUGCUUGAUGUUACAAAAGAUAACGAAGAAAAUUUGAUUGAGGUAAUUGAGUCUCUUACAUUGAUGGAUACUGGGGUAUUUAGCAAAAGACCUGAUGUGACUGAUAAGAUUUUAGUAAAAGCAAGGGAGCUAUGUGUUAGAUAUGCAAGUGAAAGAAUUAUAUGUGCAUUUGUUGAUUUGCUUAAGAAGCUUGAAUCUGUUUUUUAUUCACUGGUGUGGCAAUCUGUUGAGCUAUUAAGACAAGAAGGAACGAUGUUUAUGCGUUGCCUGAUUAGGUCAUUUGAUGUUUCUACAUACAUUGAUAAUGAAUAUAGUACAGAGAUUAAGUGCUAUGCAGCAUUAUGGAACAUUAUGUCAGAGGAUGGAAUAAAGAUAGAGCAAUACGAACUGAGAGAUGUAUCAAACUCUGAUGUAUUAUGUGAUUUUUUGAUUUUUUUUAAGCAAAGAUGUGCUGAGCUUGGAGUGCUUGGGAUGGAAGCAGAAUGCAUUGGUAAGGGGAGAUGGCUCAAGAGUAUUUAUAGCAAGUUGUCUAUUCUGCUCAACACAGAAUCAAAGAAUAUAUUUGUUGAUAAACAGUCUUGUAUUUCAUUAUUCAAGCUGAUUGAGGAAGAGCUUUUGAUUGAUCAUUGUGACAUUUUUUUCGAAGUGUGCGAUGCAGAGCUAGUGAGUGAGUUUCUGAAUAGGUCGAAGUCAAGGGGAAACCUUGUUUCUGGAUACUUCAAGUAUCUUGCACGAGUUGAAGAAGGGAAUCAAAUAAGUAGUGUUGGAAAGAUGGUUGCAUCGAAAUGCGCAGCACUGAAGAAAGGAGCUGAUAGAGACAAAGUGAUAUUCAGAGGAAUGAGGAUACUUGUUGAUAUGAAGAGGGAAUUUCUGUAUGAUACGAUUCUUGUGUAUUUUGUUCCAUACCUUAGCAGCAACGAAUGUAUUGUGAUUGAGCAAUGCAUAGGAAAGUCGCGUCUCAAGAUGUCCCUGCUCAAGAGGAGUAAGAGUCGAUGA
Ordospora colligata OC4 is the source of this 2043-nucleotide messenger RNA. RefSeq names its product cohesin. Gene Ontology annotation, biological process: sister chromatid cohesion. Bases 1 to 2043 code for a protein of 680 amino acids. The transcript has a single exon. Gene Ontology annotation, molecular function: chromatin binding. The record is from RefSeq and is a predicted model, not a curated record. Gene Ontology annotation, cellular component: cohesin complex; chromatin; nucleus. NCBI's taxonomy places the organism in Eukaryota, Fungi, Microsporidia, Ordosporidae.